This is a messenger RNA of Funneliformis mosseae, 901 nucleotides long. The record is from the annotation of a GenBank genome assembly. Lineage: Eukaryota; Fungi; Glomeromycota; Glomeromycetes; Glomerales; Glomeraceae.
AUGAACUCCAAUACAUAUCUUAGUAAAGAAUCAUCUCGGAAAAAACCGCAAACUUUAUUACAAUCGAUUGAAUUCGAGAAUUAUGGUUUCGAAAAUAUUCUUGAUAAAUUUAGAAACUUGAAUAAUAGACGGUUUCAUAAUAAUAAUACUUCAAACUAUUCAUUACCUAAUGAUGAAAUAGAAAUUAGUAGAUUACAAUUAUCACAUAUUUUAUUAAAAAACGCAUUUGGUGGUAAUUUUUCUUCUCCAGUACAUAAUAAAUUAAGUGACGGAAUUGCUGUAUUAGAUGUAGGAUGCGGAGCAGGACACUGGGUUAUCGAAAACGCGGAAAACUAUCCAAAAAGUACAUUUGUUGGACUAGACAUGUCUCCAAUUUUUCCGAAGGACAACAAACCACAGAACGCCGGAUUUAUCGAAUGCAACGUGCUCGAUGGAGGACUCCCCUUCCCGUCAAACACUUUUGAUUUUGUACAUCAAAAAUUGAUUCACGCCGAAUUCACUGAAAAUCAAUGGUUACUACUGAUAAAAGAAAUUGCUAGGGUUUUAAAACCUUCUGGAUAUGCAGAAUUCAUGGAAGUGGAAAAUUAUAUUCAAAAUUCAAGACCUCAUUUAAAAGAAUUUCAAGAAAAAGUUAAACGAUUUUAUGAAGCAAAUAAUUUAUGUUUUGAUAUAGCAAUCAAAUUAAAAGAUUUUAUUGAUUAUACAAAAUGUUUUAGUGAAGUUAAAAUUGAUACUCGAAAUAUUCCUGUUGGAAAAUGGGGCGGAUUUUUUGGUGAAUUGAUGUUAAUUUAUUUAUGUAUGACCACUGAAGCUUUCGCAACAAUGAAGGGUAAAAUGAUUAAUUGCACUAAAGAAGAAUAUGAUAAAAUAUAUGAAAAUAUUUACAAAGAAAUCGAGGAAA